AAUCAUGGAGUCCUACGAUGUUGGUGGGAGAAGCCCUGCGCUACGAAUGAUUUGGAUGCGAGUGAAGCGACGAUCGAAAGGAAGGUCCGAAUCUCUAUAUCAGUAAUCAUAUGUUUAACCCAAUCAAUGAAUCAUGGUGAAGAUGGUAUCAGCGCCGAUGAUAUCCUAUCGACUCAUCAGUAAAAUAUUUCUAUGUGUUAUCAUCGUCGCAAUCACAGGGGUCGUAACAGGAGAAAGCACUCUGAACGAUUAUGAGCACGAGGUAGAACUUGCAGUGAAAACUGCAACGAAAGCAUUGCAGCAUGAAAUUGACUCUCUCCAAGGACAAAUAGAUCUAUUUGAAAUGAAACACGAAACAUUGCAGGCUGCAUCAGAACAUUUUAGGGUUCAGUCGAGAAGUCUCAAAUCGAAAUUGGAUGACGAACGGAGCAGGUACGAAAGUCUCGAGUCUGAAAAGCGUUCCCUGGAGGCGAGCAUCGAAAGCAAAAUAGCUAGUGCCCUACAAGGUCAAAAAGCAAGAUUUGAAGAUACUAUUGCUGCUGAACAUACCGAUCAACAAAAGUUGCGAACUAAAGAAAUCCAAGAACUCGGAGAAAAGUUACGUCGCUSUGAAUAUAAUUUUUCAAUGUUGGAAGAACAGAUGAAAGAAAAAAUGGUGGUGGAAUCGAAACGAUAUGAGUUACUUUUAGGGAAGAAAAAGAUUUCAGAAGAAAAGCUUAGUACAGAGAUUAAUGAUCUCACGGAAAGGUUAUCGUUCAGCGAGAAACAAGCUAAAUCUUUCGAAGAAUCGUUGAAACGUGCAAUUUUAGAAGUGGAAGAGAAAGAUGAUUUCCUACAAAAAGAAUCCGAGAAUCGYAUGGAAGAAGCUGACCGAUGGGAAAAACGCAUGAAAAAACAAAUUGCCGAAUCUCAGAAGUUGUACAAGGAAAAACAAUCAAAGGAGGAAGAAUUCAUUGAAUCUGAAAAGCUGCGGAAGUCACUCCUCGAAAAAGUCCAAACAUCGGAAGGAGCAAUUAAAAAGAUGGAAAGGAAAGUUAGAGCUUUGACAACAGAAAACAAAGAACUCCAAGAUGAACUUGUCGAUGGUAGUUUCGAGUUGGAAAGCAGUCGAAAGAAGACGAAACAGUUGAUUGAAGAAAACUCCGAAAUGACGAAGGCGUACAAUGCAGCUCUCGAAAAAUUGUCGACGAAAAACAGUCUUCUCCAAAACGAGUUGGUUGAGAUGAAGUUCGAAUCAGAAGAAAGCCAUACCGAAACAGAAUUGUUGAAGAAGCGCAUCAAAGAAGAAAUUGUAAAGAAGGAAAAGAUGCAAGAGGAACUACUUCUCGUUGAAUUUCAACUCGACAAGAACAAGGAAUUGGAGGACAGAUUGAACAAUAAAAACAAGGAGCUCCAGCAGAUGUAUAAUCAAAUCGAAGAAAGACUAGAAGAACGAGAAAUGAAGAUGCUCGACUACAAGCAGCAACAGCAAAGCAGUUUGAAUUACGCCGAGAAGCUAGAGGGAACCAUUCAAGAUCUUGAAAGAAAGGUCGAAGACUUGACCGAACAACUUGAAUCGAGACUUAACCAUCAGAUCAACGCCACUGAGUCUAGAUCUAYUGAGCUUUCUCGCAUGUACGAGUCAAUGAAGGAAAAGAACGAUGCACUUAGUCGUGACUUGUACACCGCAAACGAAAAACUCAWCAACGUGCAGUCAUCCCAUCAGAACCAAGUCGAUUCGUUCAGUCAAAAUCUUAAGUUCGUAAGCCUACAGCUCGAAGAGAAGAACAAAGCCCUCAAGGAAUGCGACAAUGAGCUUCGUGAUACACAGGCGAAGUACCCAGAAAUCAUCCAAGAUAAUGCUGCUGAAAAGAAGGGACCUGUGGAAAAAGAGCAGAAGCUUAAGGUCGAAGAGCCAGUGGCCGACGAGCUCAAAACGGAAGCUGAAUUUGAAGAGAACCAAUCGGCAGAACAAGACAUCGACGAGACAGAAAUUAAGAUUGAACAAAAACCACUGUUAAACAAAAAGACGGCAGUGGUCGACGAGACAUCAGCCAAAGAAGAAGAUGCCACUUCUGACUCUGAGACUUCGAGUGGGUUCGACAUGAUUUUCACCGUUUUCCGCUGGUUGGAUUAUAGCCUGUAUAAGAUCCUACGGGUCAUCGUGGACUCGGCUCUAUUUUUAGCGAAUAUUUUGUGGAAGAUAUCAUCGCAUUUCGACAYUGGAAGACUUGCCGGUCCUUUCAAGCCGUUUUUUGAGCUCAUCUCAUGGGCUCUGAACGAAUUCAGAAUCAUCCACUAUGCCCUCGUAUCCCUUUUUGAGUUUGAAAUGACGUUUGUUUCUAGUCUUGUAUCACGCGAGAAAGACAGAACGGGGUUUGCAUUCUUGAUCAACCACAGCGAAAUGAUGGUAAUGCUUGGAGAGGCGAUUGCUGCGCUUCUUUGCGUCGAUUUUGUGUUUUCUUCCAUCAAAAACCAACAAAGAGUGCGAAGACAACGCCGGCCACAAACCAUUCCGGURCCAAAAAWGGCCACUACAAGUUUGCUGCGCAAGGCCAAUAUGUAGAUGAAUCAUAGGUAUAAUUUGUAUAUUAGAUAGUCACACGAGACACUGUGCACAAGGCACGAGAAUUUGAAAAUAACGUAGUUCAACAACGUCGAUGUGUGAYCCGGGACCGGCACCAUCAAGAAUUGCUGUCAUUAUUUCGAGCAAUGCCCCGAGGUACGUCGAUAUCGCAUCUAAAUACCAUCGGUUCUAGUUACACAGCAAUGCCCACAUUGGUUUCGAUGUUCGGAAACGGCUGUUCGAUUUUGAGGACUACCACAGUAUUGGAAUGAAAGGUCGGUACCAUCCUGCUCUCAACACCGUAGUGCAAACCAAAUCCUCAACUGGUGCGCAACAACGCAAAUCUGAUAGAACAUAGGAAAAAAGAGACGGGACUCUGUCCCGUGUAGGGUUCCAUYGUGGGAAUACGAAUCUCUGACUACUAAACUAUUUUGUGUUCU
This is a messenger RNA of Pseudo-nitzschia multistriata, 2985 nucleotides long. NCBI's taxonomy places the organism in Eukaryota, Bacillariophyta, Bacillariophyceae, Bacillariales, Bacillariaceae. The record is from the annotation of a GenBank genome assembly.